GUGAAGGCCCCAUUGUCCCUUCUUUAUAUAUAACCUCCUUGCUUCAUUCGCUCCUCUCCCUCUUUAUCUCUCAACCAAGAGAUUAUUAUUGCUAUCUCGGAGGAAUGAGAACAAGAAGAGGAUUGUGUUAUUCUGCACCUGGAGUAGUAACAAGGAUGUGUUCCGUAGGGGUUGGGAAGAGAAAGAACAACAAGUUGCAGCAUAAUGUUUACGGAGACUCUAAUAUUUAUAGCCUCAGGAAAAGGCACAAGAGGUUACCGGAAAAGGCCGCCGGCGAAUGCGAUUUUUUCGAGUCUUUGCCGGACGACCUUGUAAUCUCUAUCUUCUGCAAGCUUAGCUCCUCCGCUACUUCCCCUUCCGAUUUUGUCAAUGUUUUAAUCACAUGCAGGAGAUUAAACAGUUUAGGUCUCCAUUCUCUUGUGUUAUCGAAAGCAUCUCCGAGGACUUUCUCUAUUAGAGCAAAGAACUGGUGCGAUUCGGCGCACCGGUUCCUCAAACAGUGUGCAGAUGCAGGAAAUGUUGAAGCAUGCUAUACUCUAGGCAUGAUUCGGUUCUACUGUUUGCAGAACAGAGGGAGCGGGGCUUCACUCAUGGCCAAGGCAGCCAUGAACUCUCACGCACGAGCUCUCUAUUCGCUCGCCGUUAUACAGUUCAACGGUAGCGGAGGCACCAAGAACGACAAGGACCUCCGUGCCGGAGUUGCCUUGUGCGCACGCGCCGCCUUCCUCGGCCACGUCGACGCGCUGCGGGAGCUAGGCCACUGCCUUCAGGAUGGAUACGGCGUUCGCCAGAACAUCGCGGAGGGGAGGCGCUUCCUUGUUCAGGCCAACGCCAGGGAACUCGCCGCCGUGAUCUCCGCCGGAGCUGCUGCGCGCCAGUGGCUGACAUGGAACAUCCACCCGCUCCGCCAGUUCGCCGGGUCAGCGGCAGGUUGCCCGCUGCUGAGCGAUUUCGGGUGCAAUGUUCCGAUGCCGGAGGCACAUCCGGCGAGCAGGUUCCUGUCGGAAUGGUUCGCGGCUCGGGACGCGUCUCCCGGUCCGGGACUGAGGUUGUGCUCUCAUGCCGGUUGCGGUCGGCCAGAGACGAGGAAGCACGAGUUUCGAAGGUGCUCGGUGUGUGGCGCGGUGAACUAUUGUUCACGCGCCUGCCAGGCGCUUGAUUGGAAGUUUCGGCACAAGGUGGAGUGCACCCCCGUGGAGCGGUGGCUCGAGGACGACGGAGAUGACGUCGUUGAUGACGGCGUAGACGCUGACGCCGUGAUGGCGGUGGAUAGUUAGAUGAUUUUUUUUUAAUGUAACGAUGACGGUAAAAGUAACGGGAAGUCUCUAUUUUUGACGGUUCAACGGAACUGUGCUAGAUGAGGCGUUGAGAGAGAGAAAAUUAUGUUGUCCUCCUUUUUAUGUAUAGUGGGAAAACACUCCCAGAAAAAAUGAAGGAGAUUUUUUUAAUUUUUCUCA
Arachis duranensis is the source of this 1457-nucleotide messenger RNA. RefSeq names its product F-box protein At1g67340. The record is from RefSeq and is a predicted model, not a curated record. Bases 105 to 1277 code for a protein of 390 amino acids. Gene Ontology annotation, molecular function: protein binding. The transcript is spliced from 3 exons. NCBI's taxonomy places the organism in Eukaryota, Viridiplantae, Streptophyta, Magnoliopsida, Fabales, Fabaceae.